Messenger RNA from Anastrepha obliqua, 6297 nucleotides. Its product is annotated as serine-rich adhesin for platelets. The record is from RefSeq and is a predicted model, not a curated record. Lineage: Eukaryota; Metazoa; Arthropoda; Insecta; Diptera; Tephritidae. Bases 2005 to 5079 code for a protein of 1024 amino acids. The transcript is spliced from 4 exons.
CCUCAGUUUGUUUCGGGCUCUCGUGCUAAACGGUACAACACGCUAUCGAUGCGAUACCAUCGACAAACAGUGUUCGCCACAAAAGCAAAGUUAACAACGAAUCGCAAACGAAUUACAACGGAUUGUUUUGACUUCCAAGUGGAUACAAUGUAAAUGCUAUUUAACGAAUGCUCCAAAUGAGUGCAAUAAGCAGAAAAACAUUCAAAAAAUUUCUGCACUAAAAACUGCAGCAUUAAUAUACAUAUGUGUGUAUGUAUGUAUGUAUAUACACCUAAGCGCAUAUAACCGAAGUGGUGAAAAGGAAAGGUGAAAAAGAGACAUAAAUGUAUUCAAGUAAAUUAUAAAAAUCUAUAAAACAAAGCAAGAAAUCGAAAACCUUUCACUGACACCCAAACCGUAAAUAAAUAAAGCAUACAUAUCUACGUUUUUAAAAAUAGACAAAAUUCAAAGCAACACCAACAAAUGUGCAUAUGCAUACAUAUAAAAUAAUAACAAUUCCAACAAUCAACAAAUACACUCAAAAAACUCUCCGAAUAACAGCGUGCCAACAAUAAUAACACCAACACUCUAACGAUCCAGGUGCAGUGACGACGACAACGGCCGAACUAAAGUACUAUUUCAUUGCCCACAAACAACUCGCGCUACGACGGCAGUGUGCAGUAUUUGUGAACUGUUUUUGUUUUUCUUGCGAUUGCUAUUUAUUUCAUAUUAAAUCGGGUGCUGGUCGUUGGUACGCCUGCGCGUGUGCUAAUAACUAUGCCUGCCUACCUACCCCACUAAGCGCAUGGCCGCAUGUGUGUGAAUCGCGUUUUUGUUUGUGUUUUACGAGUUACAAAGCGCAAUGCGCAAUGUGCAAAGUGUGGAAAUACGCGAGCGAGAAAAGUAAAACCAAGUAAACCCCAAAAAACGAAAAAAAAAAAAUAAUAAUAAAACUACUCUUACCAUCCUUUGGACGGUGAACGCGGUCGUAGUAAAUCGGUAGCCGUUGUAUGUGCCUACGAGUGGUAUCCCAAAUCGAUAUUUGAAUCGCUAAGUGCAGCGAGUGUGCAAAAUGUAGCAAACUUUUCUUUUUAACGCCAACAUUUUAUGUGUACAGUUGAUGAGAAAACGAGUGCAGAGGCGCAGCAGCCUAGUAGACUCAGUGAAUCGCGACGGCCAGUUAGUUGUCACUCUCUAUAUAUCGUACAUUAUAUAGAUAUAUGUAUGUGUAUGUAGAGCUAAUAAAGCGCGAAAAGUGACCGACAAAGUACCCAACUAACCUACAUUCAAAUUUAGAUACAGACUCUCAGCCUCCGAUAUUACAUACUUGAAAGCGCGCAUCGUCGUGCAACGUUUAGAAGAAGACAAACAACAUAUGCACAUACGUAUAUGUAUGUGUGUAUGUAUAUUCGUGCAUCAAAUAAAAUAUAAAGCAAAAGUCUGGAACGCCUGCGGAGUAGACAAGAAUCUGCAAACUAGUUCGCUUGACAGAGGCAAAGGUGCUAAUGUUGACGUUCGCUACUACUGCAAAUGUAUGUUUGUAUGUCUGCAUGUUUGUAUGUAAGUAGUAUAAGGUGUGACGCGUAUGCAGCCAUAGUAAAUUUUUAAAUCAACUGACCAAAAGGCUAUGCGCGUGAGAGCGGCGGUGAGCUGAUAGUGCGGUGGGAAACAAGUUUAGUGCCACUAAAAGUGCAGCUACGACAACGGACCGCAAACAAAAAGUGACCUACAAAUACAGGUUUUCGGUUGGAUAUUGUGUCGAACGACAACCAACAACCAACAACCAGCGAGCAACAACCGACAGCCAGAGCCAGAACAACUGAGCAGCUAACAUAAACAUUAAUUCACACACAUACAGACACACAUUUACAAACAUAUACAUACACAUAUAAAUUUACGAGCAAUAAAGCAUUGCUACUAAAUACUAGCGGCUAGUACGACUAGACUUAGUAAGCUGCUACAACAACAACAGCAACAACUAGACUUAGGCGCAGCAAAGGAGACGACAACUAAGCAAAACCAGCUAUGGCAACGCCAACAGCACUUACGGCCACAAUACCACCAACUACUGCUACACCAACAAAAGUGAUGUCUGCAACGGUGCCGGCAAUGCCGUUGAAAAAAGCUGGACCGCCCGUUCCACCGAGGCCAUCGCAUGCAACCGCACACGCAGCAGCGGGUUUAUUGAAAACACAACGCAACGGCGAAUCAGUUAUGAAUGCUGCGGCAAUACAGAGUCGUAGUGCAACAACAACAACAACAACAACAGCAACAGCAAUCCCAUCACCAACAUCAACUAGUUCUGCUAUGCGUUCGUCUUUGAAUGGCCACGUGAGUGUUGAGCAGCACAACAAUUCACAACAUCCGAUCAUACAGAAGAAGCCAUCAUUGAGCUCAGUUGGAGCCGGAGCUGGCGGUCGUACAGUUAUCUACAAGUCACCCUCAAUGAGUGCACCCAAACGUCCGGAAACCGUAUCGUCCACUGCGGUUACUGCGCCUACUACAAGGUCGGCUACGAAUAUCGGUCUCAAGCCGCCGUUAAAGCUACGCAAAGCCCCCGAUAUACCGACAAUGAAAAACAAAACAACAACCGUCCAAUGUGAUGUGAACACUGUGCUCGAGAAAGAUGGUGGUGUCGUCAUCACCAAAGUGCCUAUUAGUAGUGUGACCGGCAAAAGUCCUCCGCCAGCACUAGCAGCAGCAACAGCAACAAGCAGCUCAGUGAGUGCAAAAGCUGUGUCUAAUGCAAGUGACAAUGUCGUUAUCGUCCAAACCGCGUCAAGCGUCGUCAAUCUCAGUCGUCAUCACUCCAUGGGUAGCGGCUCGCCGAAAUCACAGUCGCAGGCGUGCAAUCUCAAGGAUACGCGCUUGAGCUUGGGUCGCGCGGAUUUCGAGCGUGUCGGCAAGAUACAGCUCGAUCAAUUACCCACUUCUGUGCAGCCAUUGCCACGUCCACGUAAAAUUGUUAAGGUGCCUGUUGCCACAAUGGACUUGGAUGAUCCGUCCUCCGCAAAUGGUGCACAAUCGAACUCGUCGGGUGGCGGCAUUUUCCGUCGUUCGAAAACUACACUCGACAAUUUCACAUCACGUGCCAAUAUCACUACGAUCAAUACGGCAGGCGUGGCCAACACGUUCCUUGGCGGUCGAACAGCAGAGUUGAAGAAUAAUUUGAAGAAUGCGGCCGAACGUUUGUUCUCGGAAAUUAUAGUAAGUCAGCAGCGUCAUGGCCACGAUUCGCCUAUAAUCACGAAACAUGAGCCUGCUCUGCAACAUCAGGCGCUGUUGGCACAGGAGUUGGUUGCGCAGCACCCCAAUGCGGGCGGCGCUUCGGUAACUGUCGUCACAACCGGUGAGACGGCUAACAAUUGCACGCGCAUAAAUAUUAAUACGAAUGAUAGCGGUCAGGCUUCGACGGUGGGUCAAGUAAAAAAUUUACUCCAAUCAACGAGUGAGAAAAAGACAGCUUUCCAUGAGAUACUCAUAUCCGAAUUGGCAGCAAUGCGUGGCAGAAGUAGUUCCAUGGAGAACCUGACUAGUGCAGAGACACCUAAAUCGAUUAAAAAAGCGCAGACGCCACUAAGUAGUCCAGUAUCCGAGCCGAUUACUAAGAUCACAACAGCAACGAACAUCAAUAACACGACAACAACAACGUCAGUAGCAACAACGAAAGUAUCAUCAAAUAAUAUAACAAAUAACUCGUCGAACAGUGGCCUCAUCAAAACCUACAAUAAUAAUGCACGUCAACGUCGCAAUUCAAUAGAGGAUCAAGAUCCCGACACGGAAGAUGUCGAUGCCGAUAAUGUAGAGGACACAGAAGAUGGCGAUGAAGAUGAAUUGCAGAAGAAUAUUCGCAACAAUACAUUGAAUGGUGUCGGCACACCUAGGAAGCGUUGUCCUUCUGGCUGCUCGUCGGACUCCUCGCCAUACGGCACUGAACGCUCGGCACGCAUACGCACUUCCGAUUGGAUUGAGGUGGGCGAUAAUGGCAAAGAAGUGACCAUGACUAGUUGUCACAUUAGUUUGGAGGAUUCGGGUUUGGAAGAUGAGGAACGUUUGGAUGAAAUGUCAUCGCUGGGCGUGGGCGAUUCCUGGGACAGCGUAAAGGAGGCAGAAAAUAUGAAACGGUGCCGCAGUGUGAAGAGAAUUUUGUCAAUCACCGAUCUGCCACCUUUGCCAAAAAGUCUCAGUGGUAUUAACAAAAUGCUUGGCUCCGAUUCUGGUUUGAUCAGCGAUGAUGCUGAUGCCAAUAUGGAACACCAAACCAACAAUAAUAUAGAUGAUAUGGUAGAAUACCAAAAAGGAGAUACUAAUAAUAAUAACAGCAAUAAUAGCAACAUCACUGCCAACAACAACAAUAAUAAUAAUAUUGGCAAAAGUGGUUUUGACGUAGCGAAAUUGUUAGAAAGCAAUGAAAUGGAAUUGAGCAACGCAACCGGCAAGUCAAAGACAUCGAAUGCCACAACAACAACAACAGCAACACCAUAUUCAACCGAAACAACCGCAACAUCAUCGACGACAACAACAACAACAACAGCGGCAUCGAAGAUGGCAACAACGGCAGCAACGCCCGCGAAAUCAGCCGUCACAUCGAAUGCCGCUGGCGCUGGCGGUGCGGUGGCGAGCGUGACAGGAAGCACACUGGAUACGCAAUUAGCCAUUUUAAGAAAAGAAAUGUAUGGCCUACGCCAGUUGGACCUCUCAUUACUCUCUCAGCUGUGGGCUUUGAACGACUCGAUACAAGAAUUUCGUACAAUGCUGGAGUCACAGGAACUCGAGCCAGACUCCUAUUCACCACACUCACCGACGCCUUCCUCCUAUGAUUCGGUCUCAAGCGAUGCUGAGGACGACACCACCACAAACAACAAAAAGAGCAAAUCAAUUGAUAUCAACAAACCAAAAAUUAUUACAACACAACCAAAAUUAACUCAACGCUCGAAUUCAUCAGCGGAACGAACAAAUAGUGGUAGUGGUAAUGGCGCACCACCACAACGACCAUCACCGCCCAAACCGCUCGAUAUGCGACCAGUGCCGCGUAUGCGUAGCGCACCACCACCACCGCCCGUUAGUCGCAAAUCGGCAGCACCGCCGCGCCCCACAUGAUGCUACCUAACGGACUUCCUCGCCAGCGUCAAGAUGGUCAUGUGCAAAGCAAUUGUAAGCAACAACAGUAACAACUGCAGUGAUGCGAUAACAGGACUGAAGCAUUGAGAGAAAUUGCGCGCGAGCGACAGAGAGAGAGAGAGAGGAAGUUAAGCAGAUGGAGAAACUGAAGGGGAAAUGUUUGCAGUUGCUGGUGUGGGCGAGGAAUUUCGUCUGAAUUUAAUAAAAAUAUGGAAUUAGAAUAGUGCGCGAAAGCGGGAGUAAUGAUCAUCUGAAAAGAAAGAACAAAGGAAAACAAAAAAACAAAAAUACUGCAAAGAAAGUCUAAAACAUCUCUGCUUUGUCAAAUAAUUAAAUUUAAGUUUGAAAUUAAAGAAAUUAGGCGGUGAUUAUAGGCAUUGAAGCAUUUUGUGUGUGAAAAUUAGGUGAUUAAAAAAUCAAACAACAAUAAAAGCAGGAAAUGCAAAAAAAAAAGCAAUAUGAAACCGCAUGUAUGGUAAUAAAUUUAAUUAGUGAUAUGUACGAGUAGUUGUAAUUUGCUGCAAUGGGUCUCUCGAUGGUUAGCAGUAGCUAGGCUGUCCAUCACUUAGGCUUACGUAUGUGCAUAUGUAUGUAUAAAAUGUAUGUAUGCGCGUGUGUGUGUGGUGCAUAAACCGCAUGCAUAUAAAAUAAAUAAAUAAAAGCAUCCAUACAUACACACAUACAUACAUAUAUACAUACAUAUAAACUUACAUACUUACAUACAUUAAUGAUUCGGCUGUUUUUUCGCUUACGAAACUCUAAAAAUCUCAUAAGCUAUACACUUUUGUAAUAAACAUAUAAAUAUACAUACACAUACACAUACAUAUAUACAUACUUCUAUGGCUCGACAUCUCUGAUGGAGCAUUUCUUUUAUUUGAUUUGAUGUUCUUCUAUUAUAUUUUGAAACGGCGAAGUUGUAAGCUAAAUUUAAAUAAAAAUUGUACUUUAUUAUAUUUCUAACUGUAUAUACACGCAUAUACAAAUAAUAUAGUAAGCAAAUAAUAUAAAAUAAUAAAUUGCAAAGGGAAAAUAAAUAUAAUUUCACACAUACAUACAUGCGUACGUAUGUAUGUACACCUUUGAAGGAUGCUUGAGUUAUGCGUACUAAUGCUGAUUGCUAAUAAUGAUUAUGAUUAAAUGCUACUUGUAAAUAUGGAAAAUUUUAAAUAUAUAAAUAAAUCAGAAUAAAAUUAUAAA